AUGUCCCGAUACAACAACAACACCCAAUACCCACCGCAGGGAGGCCAACAGCAGCAGCAGCCAUACUAUGCCGGACCCCCUCAGCGUGCACCCACUAACCCCCGGUCACCCGUCUCCCCCGGAGGACACAACGCAGGAUACCCCCCACAGCAGCCCGUCGGCUACGGUGGACCCCCAAGUGGAGGAUACAACCACAAUGUCGGCCACCAGGGCUACGAGAUCGACGAUAGCGACGGCGCAGGACUCAUGAACAACCAGGGCCGUGCCGGUGGCCCCCCACCCCACCGCCAGAACACCUUGAACCAUAACCUUGACAGAAACGGAUACCCUCAGGGACCUGGACCCUUGCCCCGCUCAGUCUCCAAGCUCGAUCGUUCAGCCACCAUGAACCGCCGAUCCGUCUGCCACGUUCCUUUGACAGAUGGAAACUUGGUCAUGGACUGCCCGGUUCCACAGCAACUGCUUCAGAACGUCCACUUCAAGGGCGAGCGCGAGUUCGAGUACAUGCGUUACACCGCCGCCACCUGCGACCCCAACGACUUUUUCAAGGAGCGCUACACCCUCCGACCCACCAUCUACCGCCGUCAGACCGAGCUAUUCAUCGUCAUGACCAUGUACAACGAGGACGACGAUCUCUUUAUCAAGACAAUGGGCUCCGUCAUGAAGAACAUUGCUCAUCUCUGCACCCGCGCAAAGUCAAAGACCUGGGGCAAGGAUGGCUGGAAGAAGGUCGUUGUCUGUGUUGUUGCUGAUGGUCGCAAGAAGUGCCACCCCCGUGUCCUCAAGGUUCUCGCCGCCAUGGGUGCUUAUCAGGAGGGUAUCGCCAAGGACACUGUCGCCGGCAAGCCCGUCACCGCCCAUAUCUACGAAUACACCACCCAGGUCAUGGUCGAUGAAGAGCUCAAGAUGCGUGGUGCCGACCGUGGCAUUGUUCCCGUCCAGAUCCUUUUCUGUCUCAAGGAGCAGAACAAGAAGAAGCUGAACUCUCACCGCUGGUUCUUCAACGCCUUUGCACCCCAGCUCAACCCCAACGUCUGUAUCCUGCUCGAUGUCGGAACCAAGCCCUCGGGAACGAGUAUCUACCAUCUCUGGAAAGCCUUUGACCGCGACUCGUCGAUCGGAGGAGCCUGUGGAGAGAUUUGUGCGGAUCUGGGACCCAACUGCGCCAACUUGCUCAACCCCUUGGUCGCCUCGCAGAACUUUGAGUACAAGAUGUCCAACAUUCUCGACAAGCCUCUCGAGUCCGUCUUUGGUUACAUUUCCGUCUUGCCAGGAGCCUUCUCAGCCUACCGUUACAAGGCUCUCAAGGAUUCCUCGCCCGGUGUCGGACCUCUAUCGUCGUACUUCAAGGGAGAGACCCUUCACACCUCGGGAGAUGCCGGUAUUUUCGAGUCCAACAUGUACUUGGCCGAGGAUCGUAUUCUGUGCUUCGAGUUGGUCGCCAAGAAGAACGAGGCCUGGUUGCUUCGUUACGUCAAGUCGGCCAAGGCCUCUACUGAUGUCCCCGAUUCGAUCGGAGAGUUCAUCUCCCAGCGUCGUCGUUGGUUGAACGGAUCCUUUUUUGCCGCUUUCUACUCGCUUGCCCAUUUCACCCGCGUCCUCACUUCGGGCCAGGGUUUCUUCCGCAAGAUCUUCUUGAUGGUCGAGUUCCUCUACAACGCCAUCAACUUGGUCUUCAACUGGUUCUCGCUCGCCAACUUCUAUCUCACCUUCUACUUCUUGACCGUCGCCGCCGCCAACAACGCCAACAAGGACUUCCAGCCCUUCGGAGACUGGGGAAAGAUGACCUUCAGUGUUCUUCGUCAAGUCUACCUCGCCGCCAUUAUCACCGUCUUUAUAUGCUCCCUCGGAAACCGUCCUCAAGGAUCCCGCUUCAUUUUCAUUCUUGCCAUCAUCUUGUUUGCCGUUAUCAUGGGAGUUAUGCUCUACUUGGCUGCCGCGACUGUUGUUGCUGUGGUGUUACCCGAGCUGCACAAGGCAAACGCGAUCCAACAUAUGCUCGACUUGCUCAAGGUUCAAGGUCCUUUCCGCGACUCUGUCAUCUCGCUCGCCUCGACUUACGGAUUGUACAUCGUCUCGUCUCUCCUCCACUUUGAGCCCUGGCACAUGUUCACCUCCUUCAUCCCCUACCUGUUCCUCUUGCCCGCCUACAUCAACAUCCUGAUGGUCUACGCCUUCUGUAACACCCACGAUGUGUCCUGGGGAACCAAGGGAGACAACAAGACUGCUGAGCUCGGAGGCGCCACCAAGGUCACCAAGGACGGUCAAGACGUCCUCAAGCUCGAGAAGCCCACCAACAAGGAAGAUAUCGACGCCGUCUACCAAUUGAACAUGCAGGAGCUCUCUGUCCGCCCGGACGCGAUCAAGGAGAAGCGUGAUGCCAAGACCAAACAGGAAGAUUACUACAAGAUGUUCCGUACCAACUUGGUCCUCACCUGGAUGUUCACCAAUGCGAUCUUGAUUAUUGCCAUGACCAGCAGUUUCACGCUCGGAUCCGACGAAGCCCAAAAUGACAAGCAACCUACCAAGGAAGAUAUGUUCAACCCUUACCUGUCGAUGAUUUUCUGGAGUGUCGCUGCCCUCAGUGCUUUCCGCUUCACUGGAUCUGUCAUGUACCUCAUUCUCCGUGCCCUCUUUGGUUAA
Molecule: messenger RNA, 2643 nt
Organism: Linnemannia hyalina
Lineage: Eukaryota; Fungi; Mortierellomycota; Mortierellomycetes; Mortierellales; Mortierellaceae
Source: the annotation of a GenBank genome assembly